CCUACCGAUGCAAAUCCAAUGCCAAAAGCAGCAUUCAAUUCCCCUCUAAACUACACUACCUCUCUCUCUCUCUCUUCCUUCUCUCUCUCACGCACACACCAAAAACCAGCCACAUAGCAAGGAAAAUCUAGGAAACAUAGCCAUUACUGCCUCUAUUUGGAGAUUCCAGCUUCUGGGUUCCUCAAUUGGUAAGCAAUUUCUCCCGUAGUUUAUGUGUUUCAGUUGUUCUGGGAGGCUCCAAGAGAUCAAAUAUAUAUAUAUAUAUAUUUGGUGUGUUUGAUUGUUGGAUGUGUUUGUUGGGGGAAGAAGAAAAGUGGAGGUGACUCAUAUUUCAAGAGGCUGAGGUGGGUUGCCUCAGAUCCAUGAAACCCAAGAUUUAUGUGAUGGGAAAAACAAAGAAAACAAAGCAGGUCCGUCUUUUUAGGGCACCCUUAUGAAUCUUGGGACCAGGUUACCUUUUCCUAGGUUCUUUCUCAUGACCUUAUUAAGAUGUGGAUAAGGUUUUGGAGUUGGUUGUUUCAUAUGUUCAAGAGUAUUUAAGGGUUGGUAGUUCUAGGAAGAAUGAAUCUGAGAAUUGCUAGACCUUGAGAGAAAUUCAAUUCUGUUCGUCUACUUAUGGAAAGCUGGAUCCCUUCUUGUCCACCAGAUCUGAUUUACAUAUUCAAAAUUUUCCUAUCUUAAGCUUACUCCAGUUAUCAGUUCGCUCUCCCAGUCCAUGGUUUACUUUUCUUCUCUUGCCACAUCCCCCCCCCCCCCCCCCCCCCCCAAAGAAACAGAACUUUAAUGGAUCUUUAGUUUAUUCGACCUAUGAUCUUCUCUAGUUUGUAUUUUCGUUCCUCGCCCUAAAAGUUGUGGGUCACUGAUUUUUGUCCCAAAUUCAUUGCUUGAAGGGCAUGUACGAAUGGGCCAGUUGUAGCUAUGAAUUUAGGGAUGUUUUUGGGAGCUGCUUAACUUGUUAGCAAUAUACACACAGCGGGUUUGAUGGAAGAGAUGUCUCCUGCAGUUGCAGUUACACUAAGUUUGAGCAACCAAAUAUGUGAUAACUCCGGUAUUGCUAGUCAUGUUGAAAUUACGCGGCUCAAGCUGGUGACUGAGACAGCAAGCUUGUUAUCAGAUCCUGGAUCGGCACAGUCUACAGAGUCUCUUUUUAGUUGGGGCGGAACUUGCUGUAGUCUAGAAAGCCGUGUUGAUGAUGGAACCAUGGCAGCACGAGAGGAAGAAAUUGGAGAAAAAUCUGAUUUACCGGAGAAUGUAGCCAAAAGUGAAGGCGGUUGGAUUGCUGGAGGUGGCAUCAUUCAGGAAAGUGAGGAAGAUGCAAUUUUGACUGGUGGAGAGGAUCCAAGUGGAAUUGUUUGUGAGGAAUUGGUAACUGUGGAUGCUAGUUCUGCAAUAAGUUUGCCAAUAGCUGUGGAAAUUGAGGAAACUGAAAAAGGUCAAAUUGUCAGUAAGGUUAUAAGUUUGGGGGAACCAAGUAGUCAGCAGUCUACCAUUGAUCUCUUAACUGUAGCAGCAAGUGGCCGUGAAAUUGCAAAGGUCCGAAUUGGCAAAGGAGGCAAGAGCGUGUUUGAAUUAGAUUAUGUUCCUCUUUGGGGUUCUGUAUCUAUUCGUGGACAAAGACCAGAGAUGGAAGAUACGGUUGUAGUUGUUCCUCAGUUUAUGAAGGUUCCCAUCAAAAUGUUUGUUGCUGAUAACGUGAUUAAUGGACUGAGCCAGAGUUUGGGUCAUAUGACCACACAUUUUUUUGGAGUAUAUGAUGGUCAUGGGGGCUCCCAGGUUGCAAACUAUUGUCGUGAUCGUGUUCAUCUUGCAUUGUCCGAGACAUUAAAGGAUAUUGAAACCAGUUUAGUUGAAGAAAGUAUGAGGGAUGCUCAGCAGGUUGAGUGGCAGAAAGCCUUUACCCAUUGCUUUCAUAAGGUUGAUGAUGAAAUUGGAGGAGAAGCUAGCAGAGAUACUGCCACAGACAAUCAAGAUGCCUCUGAUGAUUCCUUUGAACCUGUUGCCCCAGAAACUGUUGGGUCUACUGCUGUAGUGGCAUUAAUCAGUUCAUCCCAUAUUAUAGUGGCAAACUGCGGUGACUCUAGAGCAGUCCUCUAUCGUGGCAAAGAACCCAUGGCAUUAUCAACUGAUCAUAAGCCAAACAGGGAGGAUGAAUAUGCAAGGAUUGAAGCAUCCGGAGGCAAAGUGAUACAGUGGAACGGACACCGUGUUUUUGGUGUUCUGGCAAUGUCAAGGUCCAUUGGCGAUAGGUACUUAAAACCAUGGAUCAUACCCGAACCAGAAGUUACAUUCACUCCCCGGGCAAGAGAAGAUGAGUGCCUCAUUUUGGCGAGUGACGGGUUGUGGGAUGUCAUGACAAAUGCUGAAGCCUGUGAUGUGGCUAGAAGGCGGAUUCUGCUGUGGCACAAGAAGAAUGGCGACACACCUCUUGCGCCAAGAGGCCUAGGAACCGACCCUGCAGCGCAGGCAGCAGCUGACUACCUUAUGACACUCGCGCUGCAGAAGGGAAGCAAAGACAACAUCUCAGUUACCGUCGUAGACCUGAAAGUUCAAAGGAAGUUCAAGAGCAAGUCAUGAUGUGGGUUCUCCUGUAGUCUCGAUUGAAGACUGGACCGAAUUGUAUUCAGUCUUGAACCGGACUGGAUCAAAAUUUAAACAACCCUAAUUAGCUUGGUCCAUUCAUUUUUCAAGAGGGCCUAACAUGUAUGAUGAUAGCCAAUAUAUGUUUUUCUGGUUUGGACUUUAACCUUGAUGUUUCCUUAGUAAUGGCUCUGUAUAUAUCAGCUCCUAUGAAGCUGCUGGGAUUCAGGAAAAGUGGCCAAAAGAAUAAAAUUAGGUACUAAAUAUUUGAUGCAAGCUUACUUUAUACAAGGAAGGAGUACCCAAAA
Messenger RNA from Diospyros lotus (date-plum), 2885 nucleotides. Its product is annotated as protein phosphatase 2C 16-like. Gene Ontology annotation, molecular function: cation binding; protein serine/threonine phosphatase activity. The record is from RefSeq and is a predicted model, not a curated record. Bases 982 to 2574 code for a protein of 530 amino acids. Lineage: Eukaryota; Viridiplantae; Streptophyta; Magnoliopsida; Ericales; Ebenaceae. The transcript is spliced from 4 exons. Gene Ontology annotation, biological process: protein dephosphorylation.